AUGCUCGCGAAAGGUCAAGACCCAGCCAAUGAGACAGAUUGGCUGUAUGGAUUUAAGUACAGAUCGUGGCAUGAAAUAACUAAAACUGAACUGAUAAAAAAUAAAACAUUGGCCUCCGGAGCUGUGAUGGAAUCUUACUUCAACGAUACAAGCAGACGAAAAAAGUCUACAGUGGAGGGUGACAUGAGCACAAACAAGAGGCGCGGAGCUAGCAGUUCCAGUUGUACCGUCCCCGGGGUGCCAGCGCUCGUGAACGUGUCGACCGCGAUGUCUGCGGACCUAGCGUCGCUGUUCGAAUGCCCGGUGUGUUUCGAUUAUGUACUGCCACCUAUCCUGCAAUGCCAAAGCGGGCACCUCGUGUGCUCGAGCUGUCGCCCCAAAUUGUCCUGCUGCCCGACCUGCCGCGGCCCCCUCGGCAACAUCCGCAACCUGGCCAUGGAAAAAGUUGCUAGUAACGUGAUGUUUCCUUGCAAGCAUUCUAACACAGGUUGCACAGUCACCCUUGUUCAUACUGAAAAAGCUGAACAUGAGGAAGCAUGUGAGUUCAGGCCCUAUUCCUGCCCCUGUCCGGGAGCCUCAUGCAAGUGGCAAGGCGGUCUUGACCAGGUUAUGCCACACCUUAUGAUGUCUCACAAAAGCAUUACAACACUGCAAGGUGAAGAUAUAGUGUUUCUGGCUACCGACAUUAACCUGCCCGGAGCUGUUGACUGGGUGAUGAUGCAGUCUUGUUUCAACCACCAUUUUAUGUUAGUACUAGAGAAGCAAGAAAAAUUUGAUGGCCACCAGCAAUUUUUUGCCAUUGUUCAACUAAUAGGUUCACGAAAGGAAGCCGAGAAUUUUGCAUAUCGGCUUGAACUGAAUGGUCACAGGCGAAGGCUAACCUGGGAGGCGAUGCCGCGUUCUAUACAUGAGGGUGUUUCAUCAGCCAUCAUGAACUCUGAUUGUCUUGUGUUCGACACCUCCCUUGCACAACUGUUUGCGGACAACGGCAACCUCGGAAUAAAUGUCACAAUAUCUAUUGCUUAA
Molecule: messenger RNA, 1026 nt
Organism: Danaus chrysippus (African queen)
Lineage: Eukaryota; Metazoa; Arthropoda; Insecta; Lepidoptera; Nymphalidae
Source: the annotation of a GenBank genome assembly